This is a messenger RNA of Mirounga angustirostris (Northern elephant seal), 3051 nucleotides long. RefSeq names its product EF-hand calcium binding domain 2 (gene EFCAB2). NCBI's taxonomy places the organism in Eukaryota, Metazoa, Chordata, Mammalia, Carnivora, Phocidae. Gene Ontology annotation, cellular component: sperm principal piece. Gene Ontology annotation, molecular function: calcium ion binding. The transcript is spliced from 7 exons. The coding region runs from base 741 to 1142 and encodes 133 amino acids. The record is from RefSeq and is a predicted model, not a curated record.
ACAACUUCUCCGUAGUCACCUUAGCUGGAGGUCACGUCAAACCUCACGAGCUAGGACAUUUAACGUCGGUGUCGAGGCGGCCGGGCGGGCACGUCUCCGUUGCCAUGAGAACCUUCCAGUUUGUGUCAGCAACUGCCGCCUUGACGACGCCGUGUUUGCUCGGCGGCCCCAGGCGCGCGCCGCCACCGCCCGCCCCGGGGGUGCCGGCUGGGGUGCCCCCCGCGCCCGCCCGGCGUCCCGGCCUCCGGGGCAGCCGCGAGGUCCGACCCCGGCUCUCCGGCCGCGUUUUCAAGUCCGUAGUGAAAAACCUGCGCGGCGCCACGUCGUACCCACGGGCGGGGAGGGCGCCGGGCCUGCGAGUCCCCACGCGGGUCAGGAGGGAAGGCAGGGCCCGGGGCUCUCCCACUCCCUCGUCCCCCAAGGCCGGAGUGGGCCGGGAGGGAGAGGGGGAGGGGACGGGGACGCGUGCGGGGAGAGGGGCGGGCGCGCGCUCGGAGCCUCCCCCUCCCCAGCCCCCGCCGCGGGCGCUCCCGCCGUCGGGGUUCGGAGCCGCCGGUGCCCCAGGCCGGACUCGCGCGGGGCCUGGAGGGGGCAAGGACGCCGCGUCCUAGGGUGACGCCAGGCAUCUCCCGGGCGACGGCUCCGCAACAAGAUGGCGGACGAUAAAGAAAGGGGAGGCACAGAGAUAGCCGUAGCAGAAUAUCACAAAAAAAUCAAGGAGGCUUUUGAAGUGUUUGACCAUGAGGCGAAUAAUACAGUGGAUAGAGAUCGGAACAAUUAUCAGGUCGCUAGGGUGCUGCCCAAGUGAAGGAGAGCUCCAUGACCUGAUCGCAGAGGUAGAGGAAGAAGAACCCACUGGAUACAUUCGAUUUGAAAAAUUUCUUCCAGUGAUGACCGAAGUACUACUGGAGAGAAGAUACAGACCAAGUCCAGAAGAUACCCUUCUUCGAGCGUUUGAGGUGUUAGAUCCAUCUAAACGUGGAUUUCUGACUAAGGAAGAACUGAUCAAGUAUAUGACUGAAGAAGGUGAGCCUUUUUCUCAGGAAGAAAUGGAAGAAAUGCUGUCUGCUGCCAUUGACCCAGAAUCGAAUUCCAUUCAUUACAAGGACUACAUAGCCAUGAUGGUGGUGGAUGACAGCUAGGUUCUGGAGACGUAAUUUCUCACCGAAAGGAUGACCGUAGAGAUGGCCUGUCCCUAUUAAUUUCACAUCUUAUAAUUUCUACACAUGCUAAUUAAUGCCCAGUGACAACUAUUUCACAAUACUUUGUUUUUUAAAGAUGAACACAAAUUUAUUUGGUAUGUCUGCCUUAUGGAAUGACCAAUGGCUAAUUAUUUUAAAGCUUAUUCUUAAAAACAUUUUAACAUUAUCCGUGGAUUGUUGUGGAUUUUCUACAAUAAAACCCCGGUGACCUUCAAAUUCAUUACGCUGACAAAAUGAAGAAUGACCAGAAAUGAUCCAAGGUUUGGCAUAGAAAGAUCUUGGGUGACCACAAAGUGAGAACCAGUAUCAACGUGGUGAAAGCAACAAACAACAAACCUUCAGCAUCUGGAUGGGGAGGGGGAGUUGUUGAAAGGAAUGUUAAUAAUUAAUCCCUUAUGAGUGUCGAUUACAAAUCUCAUUUGAAAUGUUAGUAACUUAGUGUAAAAAUGUAAGUGUGCUGAUCCAGCGUGUUACCACUGUGCGGAGUAGCGAAUGGAGUUGAGGUCACUGAAUCUAGAGACAAGAAGACUGAAUGGAAAUUGACAACAUAAGGAGUGACCGUUCUCUUCCGGUCUUUAGAAUUCUUAGCUAUUCUUUUUUUUUUUUUUUAAGAUUUUAUUUAUUUAUUUGACAGAGAGAUAGAGAGAGAGAACAAGUAGGCAGAGAGGCAGGCAGAGGGAGAGGGAGUAGCAGGCUCCCCGCCGAGCAGGGAGCCCGAUGCGGGGCUCGAUCCAGGACCCUGGGAUCAUGACCUGAGCUGAAGGCAGCUGCUUAACCAACUGAGCCACCCAGGCGCCCCUAGAAUUCUUAGCUAUUCUAAUCGAAUUUAAAUUAAAAAAUAAACAAAAAAAGAAUUCUUAGCUAUUCAGAAUAGCUGCUGUGAGAAUAUUGCUCUGAAUACUGAGUAAGAAUAUUGAGAAAUUGUGUGGUAUGGAGGAGCUACAGCUGUGGGAAAAGCAGAAUAAAGUCUGAACACAAGGAAUCAUGAUGGAGAAAGACCCAGGGACUUACAAGCAAAGGGCAAAAUAAGGUGAAGGAAAAUGAAUAAUCUUCCAUAACCUAUGUUGUUCUGUCAUGCAUACACAGUGAUUUCUAUUUGAAGAUGCUUCCUCCUCUAUUUGAAGAUGCUUCUCCCCAACAUUUGAUGUUGCUUACGAUUCUUCCUCCUAGGUAUGCAAGACAGGGGGCUGCUACUGGAGAGAUGAUUUAUCACUGUUUGUUCAUUGGUUCAUGAAACAUUUAUUGAGUAUUAUUAGGUACUCUGUUAAGAACUGGAGUCGCGAGGUGGCUCCAUCCCUAACCCAUGAAGGUCACGGUUUAGUGAGGGAGAUCGGCAAGUCAGUCAGCAACCACAUUUCAGCCUGGGGCACAUUCAGGGUGCUGUUGAAGUGCAAAAGAGGGCAGCUCACUCGGCCUGGUGGGUGAGUUUCUGGGUGAGGAAAGGGUCUAGUGAGCAGAAAGGGCCUCCCAGAUCAGGUGACACCUAAGGUAGAGGCGAGUAGUUUACUAAGCUGGUGGCGGGACACAGGGGGUUUCCAUAGGGGAGCAGUGAGUACAGACACCCUGGGGGUGUCCUAAAACAUGGAGCACUCUGGGAAUUGAAGGUAGUGUAGGAGACUUGGGGAACAUGAUGAGAGAUGAAGUUGGGGUGGUAGAGAGGAGCUGUAUCAUUAAGGAUAUCGGGUUGGUCAUACAGUUAGGUUUUUCGUGUUAGAAUUUGGACUUUUUCUGAAGAUCACAGAGAAAGAUCAUUUGUAAAUUGUAUGGAAAAUGAUCUUGAAGAGUCGAGACUAGAAGCAGGGAGACUAGGUGGUAAGGGACUUGGUUGGUGGAAGGGGAUAGGUUGGGA